Pristis pectinata (smalltooth sawfish) is the source of this 3282-nucleotide messenger RNA. Its product is annotated as galectin-related protein-like. Bases 1124 to 1633 code for a protein of 169 amino acids. The record is from RefSeq and is a predicted model, not a curated record. Gene Ontology annotation, molecular function: carbohydrate binding. The transcript is spliced from 5 exons. Lineage: Eukaryota; Metazoa; Chordata; Chondrichthyes; Rhinopristiformes; Pristidae.
UGUUGACCACCUACUUUUCUCCACGGAUGCUGCCUUGGCUGCUGAGUUCCUCCAGCAUCAUUGUAUUUUUCAUUCCAUUUACCUAAUUACUUACUAUGUAACUUUCCCUUUCACAUUUACAAGAACACCCAGAUCCAUCUAUACUGUAGCAUUCCGUUUUGUCUCUGCAUUUAAACAAUUUCUGCUUUUCUGGUCUUCUUGCCAGUGUGAAUAAACACGUAUUUCACACUUUUCACAUUCUGCCAAUCCUCUUGACAACUCGCUUAACCCAGCAACAUCCCUUUGCAGAUUUAUCACUCCCAAUGAUAUGCUCCUAAAUUCAUUAAGAUAGGAAAGUGCUAUGAUAGCAUAUCUUAUCUUUUCUUAUCCUUACAACAAAUUACGAGGGCAUUCGGCCCAUUGGGUCCAAGCCAACUGCAAGGGAGCAAUGCCAUUAGUAUUCCUAUUUCAUACUCCUGUUUCGCCACAAAGAAACAAACAGUACUCAAGCCCACAGCGCAGAGUGCUAACGCCGGUCACUUUGAAAGACCUAUACAAUUAAUCUUACUUCGCUGCUCUUUCCUCAUAGUCCUGCAUCAAUAUUUACCUUCAAUUACUUCGUCAAAUCUAAUUUGAAAGUUGUUAUUGAAACUGUUUCCUCCACCUUUUCAGAUGCCAAAUUCCCGAUUAUACAUGCGACAAAAAUGCCUCAUUUUCCCUCUGGUUCUUUGUCCAAUCACCUUAAAUCUGCGAGUUUCUCUGGAAUGACGAGCUUUCUGCCACUGAGAGACUUUGCACAAAACCUUUCUUGAUUUGAACACCUUAAAUGCCUCUGGUCUAAGUCUUGCCCUCGUUCCAGUCUGCUAUCUCCCGUAAUUCCUGGUUUGUGCUGCAGUUAAAACGAAAAUCUGAAAGAGGAUUAGUGGGAUCCAGCGACGCCAUUGCGACCUGCAGUCGGAUUGAGGAUCUGGGCCGGUGCGGAAGCUGCCCCGUCUUUGUACGCUGUUCCACCGGGACAGCACAGGUUGGUCUGGGCGGCGCAAACGCCGGUGGGCAGGCGGGGCUCGCAGUCUGGUGCACGGUGGCCUGGGCUCGGCUCAGACCCGCCUUCCUCCUGCAAGCUCGGCCCAGUUUCUGUGUAAAGAUGGCGGGAUCAGCAGCAAAAAGGGACAGAAUGAUAGUGGACGGACAUCACCUGAACGACUCAUUAACUUCCCCAGACUCUGAAGAUGUACCACGCUUGACUGUUCCUUUUUGUGGUACUAUAAAAGGAGGAAUGAGACCAGGAAAGAAGAUCAUUGUGAUGGGUAUAGUGGAUCCCAACCCAGCAAGCUUUGAAAUCAGUCUGUGCUGUGGAGACUCUGAUGUGUCACCAGCCGAUGUUGCCAUUGAGCUUCAGGCGAGAUUUCCUGAUCAGCAGUUCGUCAGAAAUGCUUUCGUUUCUGGAGAAUGGGGAGAAGAAGAAACACCCAUUCCCUACUUUCCCUUCAUCCCAGACCAGCCAUUUAGGCUUGAAAUACACUGCGAAUACCAACGGUUCCGCAUAUUCAUCGACGGACAUCAGCUUUUUGAUUUUCAUCAUCGUGUUGAAAACUUUUCAGCAAUUAAUGAAAUAAAAAUUAUUGGUGACUUGCAACUGACCAAACUUGGUUAAGGGUUGCUGGGAUUGUCAGGAAGAAACAUGAACUAUCUGCUGUUAGGUCAAAGACUCAUCAUCGUGCAUGUGAGGCAGUACCAGCUGGGUCUAAGCUGUCUCAGUGUUGGUCUCCAUUGUCUGUUGUGUGAAAAGGAGAAUCAAAUUGUUGUUUGCCAUUGGGAGCAAUUAGGGGAAAUGAUUGUGGCAGUCAAUAAAAUACAGUUAAUAACGGUUCUGAGCUGCAAGGAGGAUACAUUCUAGUUGCGGCUUCACAUGUCCAGAACAUUAAUUCAAAUACAUGGGAGGGGGAGGGUAGCAGGGCAGUGAACACAGUAUUUUUGGGUUGUUUACACCUUGCACUUCGUUAUGUGUUUCCGCACUGAACUGACAGCACAAAUAAUUAACAAAUAUAUAUUUUAAAGAAAGAAUGAACAGUCAGGGUAUUGUUUAGAUUGUAAAUGACAUGCUUUGUGUACUGUAACAUGGAUGGUGUAUUUUGUGCUAUGUAAUACCAUGUAUUUAUAACUAUCUUGCCUUUUAGUCUUAAUGAAUUAUUAACCAUCAACUGUAGAGUAUGUUAACAAAUGAAUGUACCAGAUGUUUAGAAUGUUUCUGUAAAUGAGAAGUAUAUUUCUAGAAAUUCCUAGGUUAAUAAUAAUUUUAUAGAUUACAAGCAAUAAAUGUAGGUAUCCCUGUAAUGGAGUUUUAAAAAUCACAUAAAAAUACAAUACAUGAUGCUAUUCAUAUAAUUAACUUUCUAGAACUAUAUGUUGAUUUAUGCUUCAAUAUGCUUUGGAUUAAUUCUGCUAAAUUAAACUGUAAUCAGAAUGGAGGUAAACACUUUCUAUCACUGCAAUGAGUUGUAUUGUAACUAAAAUAAUAUUUCACUAAAUAAAAAUUUCUAAGUGUAAAAGAAUACUAAAUUGAAAGGAAGACUAGAAUAUCUGAUAUUUUACAUGUUUUCAUUUAUAUGUAAACUGACUGGCUUGGGUAAACUGAGUUUGUUAUCAGCUGCUAUCAUUUAGCAAUACAGAUAAAUACAUAAGUCAAACAGACUGGUAGAUCUAAUUGGAGAGAUCAGUGGGAUGUUUUAUGACCAAAUAUUUUAGAUCAGAAUGUUGAUUUUAAAAAUUAUGCCAGAAGAUGGCAAAUUAAUAUCAUGAAAGUUGCUUUCCAGAUAUUUACAUGUUCUGUGUUUAGAAUAAAUACUUUGGCAUUAUUCACUAAUUUUUAAUGUUUUCCUGCAUUUGUUAAAGUACAUUUUCCCCAAAUUCUACUGUAUAAUUGACUGUAUAUCUGUAUAUUUGGCUUGUGUGCAAAAGCACACGUUGAAUUCAGGAAGUCAUUAAUGAAACUUAUUAUUAGAAAUAUCAAUAUUAUGGAAACCCUGUAUUAAUAUCUCAUCCUGAUUAUUUUUCCACCUCUAAAUGAGGGUAGAGUAUAAACUUGAUUGUGGCAUUAUCCAAUGCCUCUUUGCUUUUUUUCUACUUCUCUUAACACUGCAAUGUAUUGGUGGGUAAUUUAGAAGUUAUAUCAAUGUAUGGAGACAUAACUCACUAUAAUUUAUCGAAGAUGCCUUUUGAAAUGUAAUGCUGUCAUGAAUAUUGUGCCCUUAAUUUUGUUAAGAUCAAUUGAUAGCACAAUUAAGAAUAAAUAUUUGUAAUUUC